Molecule: messenger RNA, 690 nt
Organism: Tribolium castaneum (red flour beetle)
Lineage: Eukaryota; Metazoa; Arthropoda; Insecta; Coleoptera; Tenebrionidae
Gene: Dnaaf6
Product: Dynein axonemal assembly factor 6
Exons: 2
Coding region: 93-638 (181 amino acids)
Biological process (GO): axonemal dynein complex assembly
Cellular component (GO): cytoplasm
Molecular function (GO): protein-folding chaperone binding; dynein intermediate chain binding
Source: RefSeq, a predicted model, not a curated record
AAGCAUUCGGUUGUCAUAGCUAGUUAAAUCAAUAUUUGCCAACCGAUGUCAAAGUCCAGAAGAAAAUAAUUGUCUUGUUUGUUCAUUUGAAAAUGACCGAAUUUUACGAAAUACAAAACUUGGUCAAAUUAUUCAACCCGCCUCGGGAAGACGACGAUUCUGACUCUGAUAGCAAUGAAACUCCAGGGGUUAAUCCCAACACGGGCGAAAAAAAGCCCAAAGAAACCAAAACAAACCCCUAUGCGAAACUCGAAACUGAGCGUGAAGAAAAAUUCAUGGACACUUGUGACACGGAAAUUAUUUCCACCGAUUGGAAAAAAACACCAAAAUGGGAUAUAAGCUACCGCCAAAAAGUCACACCUUCGGACAUGUUUUUGCAGAUGGGGGCCAAGACACCCUCCACGUCCAGCUGCGAAGACAUGGUUGUAACUAUAGACCUGCCAGGCGAGCAUAUGCAAAACAUGGACAUCAAAGUGCUGCCAAAGCAGUUGGAAGUCUCCUCGCCCAACUUUUCCCUAAAUAUACCGCUCCCGCAACCAGUACACCCGCAAAAAGGCGACGCCAAGUGGGACAAAGACCGGGAAAGGCUCACAGUCACCCUGCGCAUGGAGCGCGAGUUUGACUUUGUCAAUUUUUAAAUAAAACACUUGUCGUAGUAAUAAAAUAAAAAUGGAAGUUUUAUUAAAAAUA